AUGACGACCCGCGCCCCACCCAUCUCCUCGGUCCCCGACCGCGUACUCUCCCCACGCUCCGCCGCGGCCGACGCCCGGCGCGCGGCCCGCCGGGAACAGCUGCGCGACUUCUACGGCCUCAAAGGCCCCAGUCCAACAUCCACCACGCCCGAGCGCACCCGCUCUGGAGGCGGCACUCCGCGCGGCUCGGGCGCGACAUCGCCGGAUCCAAGGGCGGAACGCCGCGACCUGUCUUCGCCUUAUUUCGUUCCGGCUGAAUACUACGAGGACCUUAUCAGCCGGGCCGGGUUGCCGGAGUUGUUGAAGACGACCUCUACGUUGGCGACGGACAUCGGCCGCCUCCACUCAUCACGGCACACACUCGUGUACAACCACCACCACCAGCUUUUUAGCGCCGGCGACACAAUCAGCGUGCUGAACACGCGCACGCCGCAGCUCCUCAGCAUUGUCACCGACUUGCAGGAGCGAUUUAGCGAGAUGUCCCAACUCGCAGAUAGCGUGGCACUCCCCGACCCCUCGGCGGUCGAUGACGCGGUGCGCGCGCGCGCCGUAGCCAAGCAGGGGCUGGAUCGCAUACGCCUCAUGCUCGUUGCGGAAGAGUCGCCCGACGCCAUCCGCCAGGCGUGGGAGAAGGUCGAGGCGACACUCCGGGGGCAUGAGUGUGAGGGCCUCGACAAGCUGCUCCAAGAGGGGCGAGAGAUGACUGGCAUAGACGACGAAUGA
Molecule: messenger RNA, 723 nt
Organism: Cutaneotrichosporon oleaginosum
Lineage: Eukaryota; Fungi; Basidiomycota; Tremellomycetes; Trichosporonales; Trichosporonaceae
Source: RefSeq, a predicted model, not a curated record